CCCGCUGUGAGGCGACCCGAACAUGCAACCAAGCUGAGCCCUGCUCCUGCUCAAAUUUGUCUUGUUGUUGUUGUGGGGGGGAAAGCAGACCGGCCGAGUUCCCGAUCUGAAAUUCACACGACUUCAUCCUUCGAGCACAAUGCAAAGGUGACUGGUGAUGCUUUGCAGAGAAUCAUCCAUCGUUGACUUUGCUCCAGCUUCCUGAUCUCAUCUCCGAAAAAAGAAAAAAAAAAAACAAAACAUAUUUCCUUGGACGGCUGGCCUAAACCAACGGGUACAAUGGCCGCUUCCCCGUGGAGCCGUCCGGCGUUUUCCUGCUUCUUGCUCCUUCUCUGCUGUUGCCACUUUUCGCAAGGGUUCAGCCGCGCCGCCCUGCCCUUCGGCCUCGUCCGGCGGGAGCUCUCGUGCGAGGGCUACGCCAUCGACCUGCGCUGCCCCGGCAGCGAUGUCAUCAUGAUCGAGACGGCCAACUACGGGCGGACCGACGACAAGAUCUGCGAUGCCGAUCCGUUCCAGAUGGAGAAUGUCAACUGCUACCUCCCCGAUGCCUACAAGAUCAUAUCGCAAAGGUGCAACAACCGUACGCAGUGUGUGGUUGUCACUGGCGCCGAUGUCUUUCCCGAUCCGUGCCCCGGCACCUACAAGUACUUAGAAGUCCAGUAUGAGUGUGUUCCUUAUAUCUUCAUUUGUCCCGGGACCCUGAAGGGCAUCGGCGACGCCACAUUCCUGUACGAGGCGGAGCAGCAAGCGGGGUCGUGGUGCAAAGACCCGCUGCAAGCCGGGGAAAAGGUCUUCUUCAUGCCCUGGACGCCGUACCGCACGGACACGCUCAUCGAGUACGCCUCCUUAGAGGACUUCCAAAACAACCGGCAGACCACCACGUACAAAUUGCCCCACCGGGUAGACGGUACGGGCUUUGUGGCCUACGACGGCGCCAUCUUCUUCAACAAGGAGCGCACGCGCAACAUCGUCAAGUUCGACCUGCGCACGCGGAUUAAAAGCGGCGAGGCCAUCGUCAACAACGCCAACUACCACGACACCUCGCCGUACCGCUGGGGCGGCAAGACGGACAUCGACCUGGCGGUGGACGAGCGGGGCCUGUGGGUCAUCUACGCCACGGAGCAGAACAACGGGCGCAUCGUCGUCAGCCAGCUCAACCCGUACACGCUGCGCUUCGAGGCCACGUGGGACACGGCCUACGACAAGCGCUCGGCCUCCAACGCCUUCAUGGUGUGCGGCGUGCUGCACGUGGUGCGCUCCGCCUACGAGGAGAGCGACGGCGACGGCGGCGGCGGCCAGAUCGACUACGUCUACAACACCGAGCUAAACCAGGGCGAGUACACGGAAAUCGCCUUCCCCAACCAGUACCAGUACGUCACGGCUGUGGAUUACAACCCCAGAGACAACCAGCUGUACGUGUGGAAUAACUUUUACAUCCUCCGCUACGACCUUGACUUCACGCCGCCGGAUCCCGUCGAAGCGUCGCCGGUGGCCGAAUUCCCCGUGUCAUCACCACCGCCCAGAACCACCAGCGUCACGGCGGCUACUGCGGCGCCCACCGCCAAAAGCCCAGGCGACCGCAUCGCGGGGGGAGGAGCCGACCCCAGGGACGGCAGGGACCCCUUCGAGGACGCCCGGGGCUCGGCGACGGCGGCGCCCGCCGCGCCGGAGCUGCCGCCCGCGUCCAGGCGCUUCUGCGAGGCCACCCGGCGGCGGACCAUCGACUGGCCCCAGACCCACACGGGAUCGUCCGUGGAGAGGCCGUGCCCUAAAGGCACCAGAGGCAUCGCCUCCUUCCUGUGUACGGCGGCGGGGAACUGGGGCUCCAAGGGCCCGGACCUCAGCAACUGCACAUCCCAUUGGGUGACUCAAGUGGCGCAAAAGAUCCGAAGCGGCGAAAACGCGGCCAACCUCGCCAACGAGCUGGCGCGGCUGACGCAGGGCCCCGUGUUCGCCGGUGACGUCAGUUCCUCCGUGCGCCUCAUGGAGCAGCUGGUGGACAUCCUGGACGCUCAGCUGCAGGAGCUCAGGCCCAGCGAGAAGGACUCGGCGGGACGUAGCUUCAACAAGGCCAUCGUGGACACCGUGGACAAUCUCCUGAGGCCCGAGGCGCUGAAAUCGUGGCGAGACAUGAAUUCCACCGAGCAGACGCACGCCGCCACCAUGAUGCUGGACACCCUGGAGGAAGGGGCCUUCGUCCUGGCCGAGAACCUGAUCGAGCCGGCCAUCGUCAAAGUGCCCGCCGAGAAUAUCGUGCUGGACGUGUACGUGGUGAGCACAGACGGCCAGGUGCAGGACUUCAGGUUCCCGCAGACCAGCAGGGGAGGAUCCACGCUUCAGCUCUCAUCCAACACGGUCAAAGUUAACAGUAAAAAUGGUGUGGCCAAGCUGGUCUUCGUGCUGUACAAACACCUGGGCCAGUUCCUCAGCACGGAGAACGCCACGCUGCGGGGCCUCGGAGACGCCGGCAGACGUAACCUCUCGCUCACGGUCAACUCCCACAUCCUCUCCGCCUCCAUCACCAAGGAGUCCAGCCGCGUGUUUGUGGCCGACCCCGUGAUCUUCACGCUGGAGCACCUGGACAAGGAGAAUUACUACAACCCGAACUGCUCCUUCUGGAAUUAUUCCGAGCGAAGCAUGAUGGGAUACUGGUCGACUCAGGGCUGCAAGUUGCUGGAAACCAACGGGAGUCACACCACGUGCUCCUGCAAUCAUCUCACCAACUUUGCCAUCCUCAUGGCGCAUCGGGGGAAUGUGGGCAAGGGCAGCGUCCACGAGCUCCUGCUGACCGUGAUCACGCGGAUGGGCAUCGCCGUGUCGCUGGUGUGCUUGGCCAUCAGCCUCUACACCUUCUGCUUCUUCAAGGGCCUGCAGAGCGACCGCAACACCAUCCACAAGAACCUCUGCCUCAACCUCUUCGUCGGCGAGCUCGUCUUCCUCGUGGGCAUCAACAUGACCGAACCCCGGCUGGUGUGCUCCAUCAUCGCCGGCGUCCUCCACUUCUGCUUCCUGGCGGCCUUCGCCUGGAUGUGUCUGGAGGGCGUUCAGCUGUACCUCAUGCUGGUGGAGGUCUUCGAGAGCGAGUUCUCCCGCCGCAAGUACUACUACGCGGCCGGCUACCUCUUCCCGGCGGCGGUGGUGGGCAUCUCCGCGGCCGUCGACUACCACAGCUACGGCACGCCGCGAGCGUGCUGGCUGCGAGCGGACAACCAUUUCAUCUGGAGCUUCAUCGGACCCGUCACUUUCGUCAUUGUGGUCAACGUCAUCUUCCUGGUGGUGACCAUGUACAAGAUGGUGAAGCAUUCCACCUCCAUGAAACCCGACUCCUCCAGGCUGGGGGGUAUCAGGUCGUGGGUGUUGGGAGCCUUUGCCCUGCUUUGUCUUUUGGGCCUCACGUGGUCCUUCGGCCUGUUCUUCCUCAACGAGUCCUCCAUUGUGAUGGCGUACCUCUUCACCAUCUUUAACACCCUUCAAGGAAUGUUCAUCUUCAUCUUCCACUGCCUCCUGCAGAAGAAGGUGCGCAAGGAGUACGGCAAAUGUUUCCGUCAGUCUCAGUGCCGCGGCGCCCUGCCGCCCGAGGGUCCCCACGGCUCGGUGAAGACGGCCACGUCUCGGACCACGGCGCGCUACUCCUCCGCCACUCAGAGCCGCAUCAGGCGCAUGUGGAACGACACGGUGAGGAAGCAGUCGGAGUCGUCCUUCAUCUCGGGAGACAUAAACAGCACCUCCACCCUCAACCAGGGCAUGACCGGCAACUACCUCCUCACUAACCCCCUCCUCCGCACCCACGACACUAACCCUUAUAACAACCUGCUGGCCGAGACGGUGGUGUGCAACACGCCCUCUCCGCCGACUUUUCACUCUCCAGGACAGCAGUCGCUGAGCAACAGCAGGGACAUCAGCGCCAUGGACACCCUGCCCCUCAAUGGCAACUUCAACAACAGCUACUCCCUGCGAGACGACGACUAUGAAGCCGUGGGCGUGCGCGCCCCCCCGCCCGACCUGGGGGGCCUCAACCUGGACGACGCCGCCUUCGAGAAAAUGAUCAUAUCGGAGAUCGUGCACAACAACCUGAGACCUCGCGCCGGCCCCAGAGGCCGCGGCGACGCCCAGCGGGACAGGGACUCGGCGCUGGCCCUGCAGACCAGGGCGGUCCCGGACCGCCGCGGGGGCGGGAGCGGCAGCGAGGACGACGCCAUCGAGGCGGAUCACGUCGAGGCGUCGUCCCCGCGGAGAGGAAGCGCGCGAGAGGGCCACGCGCCCCUGGAGCUGCUCCUGCACCCCCACCACAAGGAGGCCCUCGAGGCCCCCCUCCUGCCCCAGAGGACUCACUCCCUGCUCUACAGCGCCCAAAAGGCUCCCGGCAAGCCGGAGGGCCAGGUGGAGACCGUGACGGCGGGGGAGGACGCCGGCGACAACAACAGAGACUCGCUCUACACCAGCAUGCCCAACCUGAGGGACUCGCCCUCCGCCUCGCCGUACCCCCCGGGGGAGGAGGACGAGGACGAGCUCUCCCCCUCCGCCCGGAGCGACGGCGAGGAGGCGUACCGCAAAAGCAUGCCCGAGCUCGGGGACGCCCCCCCGCUGUCCUACUACCACAUAAACCGAGCGCCCGGCGACGGCUGCGUCCCCCCGGAGGGGGGCGCCCCCGACGACGGACAGAUGCAGAUCAUCACCAGCCUCUGAGUCCAGACCCGAAGAGGCGGGAGCUUUUUUUUUUUCCGGUUGAUGUCAAAAGAGCCGCUGAGGGCGGCUCCGCACUCCACGGAACCCCCCCCCCCCCCGCCUCCGGGAAAUUGGGGCGUUGUUGGGGUGGGUAAAGGAACGAAUCGGUGACUUUUUUUUUUUUGGGUGGGGGACGGGGUUUUUUUUUUUUUUUUUUGCACAUGGAACUCGUCACUCAAAAACAUGAUUCUUCUGAGGCCUGAAUGUGGACCGCGAGCACCCUGCCGUGUACAGGAUGGAAACAUUUGAAAUAUUCCCUGUAAAGAAGUCCUGACACACGCCCGGCGGGCGAGAGAACCUUCAAAACAAGGUUCUCUCUCUCUCUUUCUCUCUCUCUCGAAAACAGUUGCGAUUGUAAUUCAACCACCGAUUCAGACUCAGGCCUUAUAUUUUCUCUAUUGCACAAUUAACUUGUCAAAAGUAACAGCUAAAGAAUUUAUAUUUUGCUGUACCACUAGUGUAAAAGGUAGGCGGGGGUAAAAAGUUUAAAAAUAUUAAAAAAAAAUAAAGAAAGAAAAGGCAACCAUUAAGUAGCUCAUCAUGUUAAUAGGACUCCUCAUGUAAGGAUAAUUAAUAAAAAAAAAAAAGAAAAUAAAGGAGGAAAUGUGUUUUUGUUCCCUCUCACACUUGUGAUAUGUUCAAAUAUGUUUUAAAAGACAAAAAAAAAAAUGUAUUUGGAGAAAGAUAUGGUUCCAUAUUGCUCACGUCCCCCGGCUUGUGAAGUGCUUUUGCUUUCUCGGACAAACUCUGAAGGAAACGUGCCGCCAAGACAAGACAUUUUCUUCGCAGACACUUUUCUUCCUUUUUCCGCAUUGUUAAUUUAUUAACGGGACUAUUCGGUUUUUAAAAUGAUGAAAAAAUUUUAAAAAAAAAAUGUGCAGAGGUUGUUGCGGCACUGUUUAGGUUCAUGUCAUUUCUUUUGUAAGAGCCCAUCGUCAGCUGGUAUUUAAUUCAAC
Messenger RNA from Syngnathoides biaculeatus (alligator pipefish), 5681 nucleotides. Its product is annotated as adhesion G protein-coupled receptor L2-like. The record is from RefSeq and is a predicted model, not a curated record. Bases 280 to 4686 code for a protein of 1468 amino acids. Gene Ontology annotation, biological process: cell surface receptor signaling pathway; adenylate cyclase-activating G protein-coupled receptor signaling pathway; brain development. The transcript has 21 exons. NCBI's taxonomy places the organism in Eukaryota, Metazoa, Chordata, Actinopteri, Syngnathiformes, Syngnathidae. Gene Ontology annotation, cellular component: membrane; neuron projection. Gene Ontology annotation, molecular function: G protein-coupled receptor activity; carbohydrate binding.